Messenger RNA from Baudoinia panamericana UAMH 10762, 1934 nucleotides. RefSeq lists its product as uncharacterized. Gene Ontology annotation, cellular component: mitochondrion. The record is from RefSeq and is a predicted model, not a curated record. Gene Ontology annotation, molecular function: 2-methylcitrate dehydratase activity; 2 iron, 2 sulfur cluster binding. The transcript is spliced from 3 exons. The coding region runs from base 76 to 1740 and encodes 554 amino acids. NCBI's taxonomy places the organism in Eukaryota, Fungi, Ascomycota, Dothideomycetes, Mycosphaerellales, Teratosphaeriaceae.
GUUCAGUCAAGCUUGACAAAGUUACAGCAGAGAAAGUGAGUUGCUUUGGGCUCCUGGUGAGCUCGGACAAGCCCAAUGUCCUCUCUCGCAACCCGUACGCUUGCUCGAUCAACUCGUUCUGCUCUCCGGCAAAGCAGAGCUCCACUUUGCAACAGCUCCUACACAGCCCAACGAUCACUCAGACCUCAGUCCUUCCAGCAGAUCCCCCGACAGACAACACGAGCAUUCUCAGCAGCGAUGAAUCCAAAAUCGGAUGCAAUGGCCGCCCCCGCCGCUCCACAAGAGUUCGACAAGGAGAUUGUGGAGAUGGCCAAGUAUGCACAUAGUUACAAUGUCGACAGUGAGCUCGCUAUUGACACUGCUCGAUUCGUCUUCUUGGACACUCUUGGCUGUGGUCUUAAAGCCCUCGAAUUCCCACAGUGCACCAAGCUGCUCGGCCCGGUCGUACCAGGCACCACUGUUCCCAAUGGCACUCGCGUACCAGGUACACCAUACGUCCUCGAUCCCAUAUUAGGGGCCUUCAACAUCGGCGCCAUGAUCAGAUGGCUGGACUUCAACGACUGCUGGCUCGCAGCUGAGUGGGGUCACCCUUCGGACAACCUUGGUGCCAUCCUUGCAGUUGCGGAUUGGGUCAACCGGACGAACAAGGCGGGCGGCGAGAAACUCGCUGGAGGCAAGAUCUUCACUGUCAAGGAUGUCCUCGAGGCUAUGGUGAAGGCACACGAAAUUCAGGGUUGCAUGGCGCUUGAGAACAGCUUCAACAAAGUCGGCCUCGACCAUGUUGUCCUUGUCAAGGUUGCAUCGACUGCCGUCUGUGCUCAGAUGCUUGGACUCUCAGAAGGGCAGGUUCGGGACGCCAUUUCGCAAGCGUGGGUUGACGGCCAAAGCAUGCGUACAUACCGCCACAGCCCCAACACCAUGAGCCGCAAGUCCUGGGCCGCCGGUGAUGCAUGCCAGAAGGCUGUGAACCUGUGCUUGAAGGUGAUGGGUGGCGAAGGUGGCAUGGCAACCGUUCUAACGGCGCCGACCUGGGGUUUCUACGAUGUCAACUUCCAUGGCAAGCGUUUCGACUUCCAGCGACCAUACGGCAGCUACGUCAUGGAGAACGUCCUUUUCAAAGUGUCCUAUCCGGCCGAGUUCCACUCACAGACCGCCGUUGAAGCGGCACAGCGAAUCAAUAAGAAGCUUAAGUCCAUGGGCAAGACGGCAGAGGACAUCGAAGAUGUCACCAACCGCACACACGAGGCUUGUAUCCGUAUCAUCGACAAGCAGUUCAAGCCUAUGGACAACUACGCCGACCGUGACCACUGCGUGCAGUACAUGGUCUCCGUCAUGUUCUGCUACGACAGACUUGAGGCGAGCGAUUAUCCCGAUAACUCGGAGGCCGCGCAGUCGCCGUUGGUAGAGUCGCUGCGGAAGCGGAUCAAGUGCGUUGAAGACCCGCAAUUCACCAAGGACUACCACGACCCGUCCAAGCGGACCAUUUCCAACGCCUUGACUGUGCGGUUGAAGGAUGGCACAACGCUGGAAGAGGAGGUAGUGGAGGCACCUCUUGGCCACAGGCUCCGGAGAGAAGAGGCCAAGCCGGAGAUCCUGGCGAAGUACUUGCGGCAUUUGGAGCCGCAUUUCCCAAAGGAUCACGUGAAGAAGCUGGUGGAUCUUGGCAACGAUCCCAGCCAACUGUACAAGAUGCCAGUAGACGAGUACAUGGAUUUGUAUGUAAAGGAGAAGAUUUUGUAAGAAAGCGCUGUCUUUGGCAAGGCGUAGGCGAUCCAGAUAGAUGUCGAAUCACUCUAGCGCGGCGGAGUGUUAGCCCACGCAGCCCGCUGAGACUCUGCACUUUGUCAUCCAUAGUGACUGCAUUUCCGUCAUGGAUACCCUCGGAUCCGCACGGCCCAGGCAGGGUAUUGAAUAUCAUGAACUCCCCGCUGCCU